AUGUUGACCUACUCGUGCCAGACAUGUUCCGAGCAGCUGGAUGACUUGGGUAAACAUAUCUCUCAAACAAGACAUAAAACCAUCGUCUACAACCCAUUGGUCGAACAGAUCGAAUGUGAAGAAUGUGAAGACUCCAACAUCAACAUCCUCAAAAUGGUCCGUUAUGGAUACUCCGACAUGGCACUUCUAUGUCUGGAAUGUCUUCUGAAACAGCCAGGGGAGCUGCUGGCGGAGUACUCACUCUCGAAUGGCUCAUUGUUCCAGAAACUCCCUCAGUACUUCAAGUUUAGAGACAUCGAAUGUGAGACAUGCCACAAGGCCUCCACUUUAUGGGUUGCCAAUAAUAAAACAGGCCAAAAAAUCGUGUGCAGAGCAUGUUUGAAAGAACAUGAGGCUGAUUUCAAAAACUAUGAAUGUACAAGUGAAGAAAGUGAUGACUUCUUAUCUGCACUUUUAGGCAUCAAAGAGUAUGUUCCAAAGGGUGGAAAUAAGAAUAGAGGUAGACAAAGGAAGAUUGGCCGCAAAGGAGGUCGUCUGGCAAGACCAAAGAAAGUUGAUCCCAAUGCAGAGCAACGGAAGGCACACUACGAGAACAAGAAGGCCACCGAAGCAGCAUUGAAGUCUGGAAAGACAAUUAAGGCUGUGGGUUCGGGAGGCCCUAGUCCGGCAAUUUCGAGGUCUGUUACCCCAGUUCCUGUGAAGAGAUCUUUUGCUGGCAAACAGGAGAAGAAGCUGGAGGCAACAAAACUGGAAGGAAAGAAGCCGGAGGUUAAGAAGCAAGAUGUGAAGAAAUCUGAAGCACAAGGUGUGAAGAAAACCGAUGCCAGAAAGGAAAAGAAGCUUGAAGCCAGAAAGUCUAACACUAAGAAGGAUAUCAAGUCGACUAUUAAGACCGCCAUUGCUACUGAUUCCAAGAGUUCUUCACCAAAGUCAGGUGAUGAUCGAAAUGCUAGAUCUGGAAAUUCCGCUAAGAAGCCCGAGAGUCAGAAAACCAGCAAAGAUAAGACCCCUGUUGAGAAGCCUCAGCAGAAAGUUCAAAGUUCAAAGCUAUCAAGCAUUGAAACUGAUGGAAAGACUUCAAAGAAGAGCAGAAAUCCUCGUGAAGACUCGCCGAAAACUAAGGAUUCCAAGAAGCCAGACAAACCAAAGAAGAAGGACAUCAAAGUAGCAGGAACUAAUAAUGCUACCUUGAAAUCAGAAGCUCGUGGCAAUUCGGAUGGUAAAAAAAGUCCUGGUAGACAAGACAGUCGUUCUAUGGAUACUAUUACUAAAGAGAAGCUAGCAAAGGAUCCACAAACUAAUUUAAAUGGAUCCAAAUCUCUAGCUGAACUUCAGCCUAUCCCUGCCAUCACCUUGCCUCCAGGGAUCACCAAGUAUGAGCCAGCAAAAUCGCCUCCGCUCACAUACGAUAGCAUGGACCAAUACUUCAACGAGAUGUGCUACAACCUCUUCUUGGAGGAGAAAUCUAGUAUGUACAUGAGUAACAACUCCAUGCUUGUACCGGGUGAGUUUGAUCUUGAGUGGUAUGCAGAUCAAGACAGGAAACACAAGCAGUUCAAGAUCAAUGUGUUGAUGACUCUGGAGAUCUUGGAUAGAUACGUGUCGAGAAAGAUGCAGAACUUGAAGAAAACUCCGUUCAAUGUGGGACAGUCAUUGAUGUUAGUCCUCGGUGAGGACAUUCCUUGGUACGGCAACAUUGUUCUUGCAGAGUCAAGGAUUCCGAAGAGUGCAAAGCCUCCUAAGUUCAAAAAGGGCAGAAGACCCCCAAAAUACGAAGGACCCAAGAUGCUUGAAAUCAUCGUGGAGUUGUACAAGUGGAACAAGCAACCUUUGCCUUUGUCUGUGAACGUGAACCUUCUUCGUGUUUUGCCUGUCUCGGUUCCCGUCAGUCGAGUAUUCCUCGCAAUGUCCAGAAUUCUGAACCCGAAAUUCAUUGACAUGAUCUUAGGAAAGAAGCCUAUCAGACAGAUUUUCUUCAAGAAUUACUUGAAGUUUACCAAAGAUACGUUCAAUGACUCGCAAAAAGUGGCCAUGCAAUCAGUGUUGAAUAAUUCCAUUACUGUUUUGCAAGGUCCUCCAGGUACCGGUAAGACAUCCACCAUCUACGAGAUCAUAUUGCAACUACUCGACAACUUGAACACUUUCCCAAUUCUAGUUGUUGCGGCCUCUAAUAUCGCUAUCGACAACAUUGCCGAGAAAUUGUUGGAAAAACAUGGUAGAUCCAUCUUGAGAAUUGUCUCCAACGAGAAGGAACCUGAAUAUUCUAGAGAUCAUCCAUUGGCAUCUAUUUGCUUGCACCACAAGGUAUAUGAUGGACUUCCUGCUCAAAUUCAAGACCUCAUCAAAGAAAUGAAGAGACCUGGGUCCAAGAUUAGUCAGACUCUGUAUAAAAAGGUCCUUUCUGCCCAAAUCGAUUACUCAGACAAGCUCAUUGCUCUGGCUCGAGUCAUCUUUACCACGACAGUUGUUGCCGGAGGAAAUCAGUUGAAGUCUGUUCCAAAAAUUCCAGUGGUGAUUAUGGAUGAAGCCACACAAUCUUCAGAACCAACGACGUUGAUUCCGCUUUCCGUCCCAGGUGUGGAAAAGUUUGUUUUCGUCGGAGACCAAAAGCAGUUGAGUAGUUUCAGUCAGGUACCUAAUCUUUCAUUGUCUUUAUUUGAAAGAAUUCUUUUGAACGGUUCUUAUCAGACUCCUCAUAUGCUUGAUACACAAUACCGAAUGCAUCCCGCCAUCAGUGAAUUUCCACGAAACAAAUUUUACGAUGGUCUAUUAAAAGAUGGUAUUACUGCUGAGAACAGACAAAGAGAAGGAAUUCCACCAAAUCCUGUUGUCUUUUGGGAUACAUGUGGCAAAUCACCAGAGAUGCAUGUUCAUUCAAGAUUCAGGGAGGAUUCUGGCUUGACAUAUGCAAAUGCUGGAGAAAUCAAGUAUAUUGAGAAAGUCCUUACAAAUCUCAUUUUUGAGAAAUCUGUCAAGAAAGCAGAUAUUGGUGUCAUCACUCCAUACAGAGGGCAAAGAGAUAAGAUUUCUUCGACCCUUGUAAAGAACGAGCUCAUUAAUCCAGAAAAGUUGGAAGUUCAUGUUGAAAUCGAUCGUGAUGAUUUCUUUAACGAAUCAAAGCCUAUUACAAUUCAUACUGUCUCCGACAUUAUGAUCGCUUCCAUCGAUGCAUUCCAAGGUAGAGAAAAGGACUUCUUAGUGAUGUCAUGUGUGAGGUCCAACCCAAACAACAAGAUUGGAUUCUUGAACGAUGCUCGUAGAAUGAACGUUGCCUUAACAAGAGCCAAGUACGGCUUAAUACUCAUCGGAGACGUGGAAUGUUUGAGCAAGGCCGAUCCAUUAUGGAAGGAAUAUCUCGAUGCAUUGAAGGAGAGGAACCUUAUUCUACGCAGCGAUUCAUUCGCCUACAAUUAG
Molecule: messenger RNA, 3414 nt
Organism: Sungouiella intermedia
Lineage: Eukaryota; Fungi; Ascomycota; Pichiomycetes; Serinales; Metschnikowiaceae
Source: the annotation of a GenBank genome assembly